CUUGUUGUCAUAUUUUGUCAUUUGUUUUGCCACUGAAUUGAGUGACAAUUGAAUGCAUUUACGAGAAGACAUGUCAACAACUAAACCAAACGUGAAAAUCAGUUUCGGAUCCAUUGUGUGCUGCGAAGAGACCACACUUUUGGGUGAUAUAACGAUCGGCGCGAAGACUGUGAUCCAUCCGACGGCACACAUCGACGCCUCCAAAGGGCCUGUCAUUAUCGGCGACUCCAACCUGAUUGAGGAGAGGGUCCGUAUCAUCAACCGAGACACCCAUCCAAUGGUCAUCGGUUCCCACAACGUGUUCGAAGUGGGCUCACACUCGGAGUCACCACAGAUGGGCGACCACAACAUCCUGGAGUCCAAGUGUCGAGUGGGCCCUCAGACACGACUGUCCAACGGGUGUGUCAUCGGCGCCAUGUGUUGCGUCGAU
Molecule: messenger RNA, 430 nt
Organism: Oppiella nova
Lineage: Eukaryota; Metazoa; Arthropoda; Arachnida; Sarcoptiformes; Oppiidae
Source: the annotation of a GenBank genome assembly